AGUAAGAGCUGCGAGGGAAGGAUAGGUGGCGCGCGUGUAGUAGGAAGUGGAGUGGAGGCCGCUGUUCUGGAGGGGUAUCGGCUGCGGAGAGGGCGCAGAGCGGCUGGAGGAUAAAGAUGUUCUGGUUCCACAGCUGGACACUGCAGUUAGGAAAACGUUCUUCAACUCUACUCCAAAGACUAUUCUGUGAAGUUGCUAGCAAUUUACCAGUGUUAACAUUAUUUACCAAGAAACCGUGUCCCUUAUGUGAUGAAGCUAAAGCAAUGCUAGAGCCCUAUAAACAUAAGUUUGUUUUUCAGGAAGUGGACAUCACUCUUCCAGAUCACUUAAUUUGGUAUGAAAGAUACAAAAAUGACAUACCAGUCUUUCAUUUGAAUGGACAAUUUCUGAUGAAGCAUCAUGUGGAUUUAGAAAAACUAGAGAAUCAGUUAUUGAACAUAGAGUUGCAAGAUGGCGACAAGAGGUGAAGGAAACGAGUGGGUUUCAAGUAGUACAUAAAUAAUUGUGUCGCUUCCUCAACAAGUAAGAUGCUAGAAUUGUAAGAAGUUAAUGAAGAUACAAGUUUUCAUGUAUAACUUCAUUUUGUGAUGGUGAAGUUCAUCAGGCUUCAUAGCAAGAUCCAUCCUAUUAUGUGUGUUAAUCUCUGGCUUCUAAAUCGUUUGGUGUUGUAAUGAAGGGUGUGGGAGUGCGGGGCAGAAAUAACAGAUAAAUAUUUGCCUUUGUUGUUCUCACUGA
Molecule: messenger RNA, 735 nt
Organism: Eublepharis macularius
Lineage: Eukaryota; Metazoa; Chordata; Lepidosauria; Squamata; Eublepharidae
Gene: C8H5orf63
Product: chromosome 8 C5orf63 homolog
Exons: 4
Coding region: 117-467 (116 amino acids)
Source: RefSeq, a predicted model, not a curated record